Molecule: messenger RNA, 5024 nt
Organism: Mastomys coucha (southern multimammate mouse)
Lineage: Eukaryota; Metazoa; Chordata; Mammalia; Rodentia; Muridae
Gene: Glce
Product: glucuronic acid epimerase
Exons: 6
Coding region: 341-2197 (618 amino acids)
Biological process (GO): heparan sulfate proteoglycan biosynthetic process
Cellular component (GO): Golgi apparatus
Molecular function (GO): heparosan-N-sulfate-glucuronate 5-epimerase activity
Source: RefSeq, a predicted model, not a curated record
CCUCACACGAGCGCUUCCUCGCCGAGAGGCUGGAGCUGCGGCAGCGCAGGCCUGGGCCGCCGCCGCGUCUCCGCCGCCCGCUUCAGUUUUCCCCGGGGCUCUGGGGGCCGCUCGUCCGCCGACGCGCCUCAGAGUCUGACUAUGUAGCCCAGGAUUGCCAGCAUUCAUUAUAUAUCCCAAGUUUAUCUUGAGCAUGCAAUCCUUUUCCGUCAGCUUCCCAAGUACUGAGAUUACAGGAAUUUAACAAGAAACUGAAGUUUUGAUUCAAAUAUUUUUUGAAUUGAAGCCAGAAAUGUACUAAGAUUUUUAUUCUUUCAUUUGAUUAAGGUAUGGUCUGAAUAUGCGUUGUUUGGCAGCUCGGGUCAACUAUAAGACUUUGAUUAUCAUCUGUGCGCUAUUUACUUUGGUCACAGUACUUUUGUGGAAUAAGUGUUCCAGUGACAAAGCAAUCCAGUUUCCUCGGCACUUGAGUAGUGGAUUCAGAGUGGAUGGAUUAGAGAAGAGAUCAGCAGCAUCUGAAAGUAACCACUAUGCCAACCACAUAGCCAAGCAGCAGUCAGAAGAGGCAUUUCCUCAGGAACAACAGAAGGCACCCCCCGUUGUUGGGGGCUUCAAUAGCAAUGGAGGAAGCAAAGUGUUAGGGCUCAAAUAUGAAGAGAUUGACUGUCUCAUAAACGAUGAACAUACAAUUAAAGGGAGGCGAGAGGGGAAUGAAGUUUUCCUUCCAUUCACUUGGGUAGAGAAAUACUUUGAUGUUUAUGGAAAGGUGGUCCAGUAUGAUGGCUAUGAUCGAUUUGAAUUCUCUCAUAGCUAUUCCAAAGUCUAUGCACAGAGAUCACCUUAUCACCCUGAUGGUGUGUUUAUGUCCUUUGAAGGCUACAAUGUGGAAGUCCGAGAUAGAGUCAAGUGUAUAAGUGGAGUUGAAGGUGUGCCAUUAUCUACACAGUGGGGGCCUCAAGGCUAUUUCUACCCAAUCCAGAUUGCACAGUAUGGGCUAAGUCAUUACAGCAAGAAUCUAACGGAGAAACCCCCUCACAUAGAGGUAUACGAGACAGCAGAAGACAGGGACAGAAACAUCAGACCUAAUGAAUGGACUGUGCCCAAGGGCUGCUUCAUGGCCAGUGUGGCUGACAAGUCUCGAUCUACCAAUGUUAAACAGUUUAUUGCUCCAGAGACCAGUGAAGGUGUAUCUUUGCAGCUGGGAAACACAAAAGACUUCAUUAUUUCAUUUGACCUCAAGCUCUUAACAAAUGGGAGUGUGUCUGUGGUUCUGGAGACCACAGAAAAGAAUCAGCUCUUCACUGUGCAUUAUGUCUCAAAUACCCAGCUAAUUGCGUUCAAAGACAGGGACAUAUACUACGGCAUUGGGCCCAGAACUUCGUGGAGUACAGUUACCAGAGACCUGGUCACUGACCUCAGGAAAGGAGUGGGCCUUUCUAACACAAAAGCUGUCAAGCCAACCAAAAUCAUGCCCAAAAAGGUGGUUAGGUUGAUUGCAAAAGGGAAGGGAUUCCUGGACAACAUUACCAUCUCAACCACAGCCCACAUGGCUGCAUUCUUUGCUGCUAGUGACUGGCUAGUGAGGAACCAGGAUGAGAAAGGUGGCUGGCCAAUUAUGGUGACCCGGAAGUUAGGGGAAGGGUUUAAAUCUUUAGAGCCAGGAUGGUACUCUGCCAUGGCACAAGGGCAAGCCAUCUCUACCUUAGUCAGGGCCUAUCUUCUAACAAAAGACUAUGUCUUCCUCAAUUCAGCUUUAAGGGCAACAGCCCCAUACAAGUUUCUGUCAGAGCAGCAUGGAGUUAAAGCCAUGUUCAUGAAUAAACAUGACUGGUAUGAAGAAUAUCCAACCACACCUAGCUCUUUUGUUUUAAAUGGCUUUAUGUAUUCUUUAAUUGGGCUGUAUGACCUAAAAGAAACAGCAGGGGAGACGCUUGGGAAAGAAGCGAGGUCCUUGUAUGAGCGCGGCAUGGAAUCUCUUAAAGCCAUGCUGCCCUUGUAUGAUACUGGCUCCGGAACCAUCUAUGACCUCCGCCACUUCAUGCUCGGCAUUGCUCCCAACCUGGCCCGCUGGGACUAUCACACCACCCACAUCAACCAGCUGCAGCUGCUCAGCACCAUCGAUGAGUCCCCAAUCUUCAAAGAAUUUGUCAAGAGGUGGAAAAGCUACCUUAAAGGCAGUAGGGCAAAGCACAACUAGAGCUCGAAACCAAAAGUGCAUUCCAGCCUCUUCUGUGCUGGCCGGCGGCAGAGCUCAGCAGCACGUCAGUCGCACAUUUUAAUGCUGUGUCCUGGGUUUGUGAGUCACAGCACUGUGAGAGACCCUUACAGUUAGGCUUCUGAAACAGUUGCAUUCCAUGGGUCAGGUGCUUAGAAAGGGAGCUAGGAGAGUGCUCAGUCAGUGCACUGAACAAAGACCUCUGCCCACUCAUCAUAUAGACCUCCAUGCAGAGUUGCUCUCAGUCUGGGGAAGAUACUGGUAAGUCACUGCUGCUAGCCUGCUGCCCAGCACUUACCUAAAACUUUGUAUGGAGUGCUUUUAAAAUGUGAUUAUUUAUAUUUAUACUGAAAGCAGGCUUUUGGAAAUCAGUGUGCUGUACUGCAGUAAACGUGUGUAUAGCCUGGAUCGUGGACUGUUUUUACAAGUGUUUCUUUCCAGUAGAUUUAUUUCUUGAGAGGGAGUGAGCAUUUGUUGCAUUUGUUCAAUUAUAUAUGAAAAAUAUUUUGAAUUAUGGUUUUCUUGAACUCUGUAUAUCUAAACACAACCCGUGUUCAGGUUUCAUGGUCACAUACAUAAGCACAACUAAAAUGAAACUUGUUGACUGCACAAGAAAUUACAGACAUGCUAUGUUUUAUGAAACUUGGUCUACAAUCAAUAAAAAAGUUUGAUAAUCGUCUUCCCCACCUCUGCUCUAGUGCAGUGUGUCUGUGUCACUAUCUAGAAGGCCGAAUUUCAUUUCAUACUGUCCUUUAGUAGUUCUGUCCAAUGAGAGGACAUUACCCACGAUGUCAGUUAUAAGCCUAAACUUAUGACAGACUUAAUGAUUUGAAACUGACCAUUGGUACUUCCUCCUUAAAAGAGAAGUGCUAGGUUAAAUGUCACGUUUAGGAGUCAAAGUUUCUCCUGCCUGGGAUGUUGCCAUUGCUUUUCACGUCAUUGUUUCUGUCCUCACUGUUUCUCUGAAGCCUAAUUUUGAAUGAUUCCAGCAUUGAAAGAGAAGAGAUGCUACUGUGUCUGCUGUCUGUGUGCCAUCAGAUCUGUAAGUGAGUUUCAGAGUCCUAAUGCCAUGGACAGUGUCUGCUGUAAGGCUUCGGGCAUUAGGUCAAAGCAACGGGGAUUGGUUUUGCUCUGGUUUUUGUUUAGGGUGUGAUAAAAUGGACACAAUUGGGGAACAUGAGCCUCACACUUUCUAGGGACAAACAAUGGAGCUUAUCCAUGCUGUUGGUCAGAUGCACGUUUAAGACGAAGUAGAUGAUCUGCCCACACAUUGUACUUCUGUUGAAUUCAGCUAAAAAGUGCUAUUGAAACUGGAACACACACACACACACACACACACACACACACACACAAUGAUACAUAUGUAAACUAUAUGAGCAUCAAAGGAGACAGGAAAGAAGAUCAGUACUGAAGACAAUAUUAAAUUAUUGAAAAAUAAGCUUAGACUCCCAGUUUAUAUGACCACACCUUACUUUUGGCUACAACGUAACUAGUGUGGCCAUUAGUUUCCCCAGCUUUUACCUCUGUGGUUCUCACACACUAGGUGUUUCAACAACAUCUGAACAUGCACAUUUUGUCUCAGCAAUAAAAAAUGAAGACUCCCUUUUUAUUUUCAGUACCCAUGUUCAAAACAAGUUUGCCCACCUGGGAGCACUGUUCACUAUCAGACUUGUUACUGGAGUGGCCCCGACUUCUGCUCUGUUUGCAUACUGAUCUUCAGAUGAGAGGAGUCAGUGAAAUCAUCCUGGAACUGAUUUUGUGACAAACACCAGUGCCUUACCAAUGUGGUUGUCCUUUUCCACUGAAGAGGGAAAGUCGUUUUGUUUUGUUUUUGUUUCUGUUUCUGUUUUGAUGUAGAAAUAGCAGUUCACUGCUGUUGCUUUUCCACUGCCCUCCACAUUGCCAUAGCUACUUGACUUGUCUUGUGGUCCCAGAAUUCCCUAAAAGGCCACACUGAGCCUGUGACAAUACUGUCAGUGCUUGGCUUGUCAGAUGUGAGGAUGCCUUUGUGUCACCUGGAGGUUAACAAAAUGAGACUCUGGGUGUACAGGAAGUCUGCCUGUGAAGUGGGAUCCACAGCAAGUUUGGCAGGUGGGAGAACCAUGCAUGUGUGGAGGAACACUGCCUGGGACCUAUACGUUUUUGCCUCCAGAAAACUACAAAGAUCCCUAGGUUUUUAAAUCAUGUAAAUGUUUACUUAUCCUGAGUAUAAAGAGAAUAGGGAGGUUAUUUUAAAUUUUUGUUGUGAUUCUUUCAUUUUUUUCCUUUAAGGAUAUUGGUUUGGUUCACUUAUCUGAGUUAGCUUCCGUGUUGAAUCUGUUGCCAUUUCAGUAGUAAAACAGCCAAAAGUUUCUAGCAAAGGGCAGGUUUGACCUUUAGGAGUUACUGUAUAUAACGGCUUCAUUCAAGAGCCACACGGUACCCUGUGAGAUGUGCAGAAAUGUCACAAGCACUCUCCAGAAGUGCUGGGCCUCUGUCUUUGUUGGUGUACAGACUCUUACCAAAAGCUGCUGGUUUGUUCUUGUAAUUGUUUCCUUGCUUCUCCAUUGUACAUGUGGGGUAUAUGCCAUGUGUCAAAUAUGCAAUAAUGUGUUUACCGGAUGCCCUUCUGGAGGGUGGUCCUCUGUAAAGCUGUACAGCCUUUGCAGUUCAAGCACAAUGUGCACAUGUUAGUUUUAUAUACAGCAAAAACUUGAUUUUUUCAAAUGGAAAGGUAUUUUGUUUCUAUACAAAGUUAAAUGAGUUGUUUGUGCUUAAUGUAAAGCUGCUUUAUAAAAUUGUAAAAUAAAGUUUUUAUCUCGAAAAGAAA